Molecule: messenger RNA, 846 nt
Organism: Amphimedon queenslandica
Lineage: Eukaryota; Metazoa; Porifera; Demospongiae; Haplosclerida; Niphatidae
Exons: 5
Coding region: 47-697 (216 amino acids)
Source: RefSeq, a predicted model, not a curated record
AGUACGUAAGCUACUCACAACAGCUAUUGAUAAUAGCAGUGAUGCCAUGCACCUCAAGCAUAAUCACGUCAAUGCAUUUGCUUGCCCUUACAAUGAGAGCUGCUAUUGCAUUGUAAAUGAAGGUCACCAUAAAGUAGCUGAUUGUACAGUUUGUGGUGAAUCUCCUGCUCUUAGUGAUGACUACUGGACCUGGUUUAAUGAUGCACAAGGACCUGUUGGUAACAAUGGAACACAAACAAAACAAGAUAUUGAUCAGCCAUCAGAUGAAAGACCUGUUGAGAGUAACAAUGAAAAACAAACAGAACAAGAUAAUGAUCAGUCAUCAGAUGAAAGACCUGUUGAGAGUAACAAUGGAACACAAACAAAACAAGUUCAUGACCAAUCAUCAUAUAAAAACCUCCUGUUAGACAAGAAGCCUGAAAAGAGUGACCUCCUUAGGUUAUUCAAAAGUUCUGCUGCCCAUUACAUGCUCAUUGGUACUGCACUUGAUGUUGAAGUGGAUGACCUGCUACCUACUCCAGGGACUGCUACUACUCACCUCAUACUAGUGUUCAAGAGAUGGAUAGACUUGGAUAAAGGAGUGACCUGGAGGAAAGUACUUCAAGUUUGUGAUGAUUUUUCAGAGGAACUUGGAAGAGUAAAAGCUGAAGUGGAAGGAUUUCUAUCAUCAGACAGAGCCCGUGAUAAUUAUCAAUAAUAAUAAUAAGAUACAUGCAUGUACACAUACUUAUUAACAUUUUACAUUAUACACUGCAUUUGCCUGUGUGCUUAUAAUACACUGAAUUAUUAUAAGUUAUUCUUUGUUUUAUCUUCUUAAUUAUACAAUACAUUAUUUUGCCAAUUAUA